AUGCCCUCCGUUUUCCUUAUUGGCGGUACAGGCCACGUCGGAGGAGCAGUCCUCGACCAGCUGCAGACGAAGCACUCCGAUGUCCCCGUCAAAGUUCUCGUCCGCAGCGAGCCCAAAGCAACGCGGCUACGCACCAAAUAUCCCCGGGUCCAGACGGUGCUGGGGGACCUUUCCACUUGGGAUGUCGUCAAGGCCGAGUGCCGUCGGGCCGACAUUGUGCUCAAUUGCGCGCCGGACAUAACCCACGAGUCGAGUAUCAAGGCAGCGGUCGACAGCAUGUGCGAGCCGGGGCGGAAGCAGAAAGGCUUCUUCGUCCAGACUACGGGGGCGAGUAACCUGUACGAUGAGCCUACGGGGUCUCCCGAGGCGCGUACUUGGGACGACAUGGACGAUAUCAAGGAGAUCAUGAACUUCAGUCCAACUCUGACACAUGUCAAAGUCGACAACAUCUUGAGAGACGCAAGUGAGGAUGUGUACGUGGCCAACAUAUCCCCCGGAGGGAUUGGUGGCAUCAGCCCUUCGAUCGAGCACCCGGUACCGUUGAGUACUGGGGCCAUCGUUACCACCGCAAGGGCCUUCAACUCCGGCUUCAAGAUCAACACUGGCGAGAACCAGUCCGGCUGGGUGCACGUUCUCGACCUCGCGCGAGCGUUCCUCCUCCUCGUGGACAACGCCCUCGCCUCGCUCAACAGCAACCAGCCGCCUGCAGAGCCCGCCGGCUUCCCGCUCUGGGGCCGCGAGGCGUAUUACUACCCGGUGGCGGAGCAAAUCGCCUUCCGGGACCUCAUAGCGGGACUCAUACCGCCCAUGCGCAAAGCAGGCAUCAUCGAGAGCACCGAGAUCGUGAGCACGAGUAGCAAGGACGCCGCGCGCGUCUGUCUGUCGGGCACGUUCGACUUCGACCCCGACAUGAAACUGCCAGCCCCGGAUAGCUGGCAGAUCCACAUGGCAGUGUGGUUGGGCGUGAACAUGCGUAUCCAGGCCAGUAGGCUGACGAAGCUGGGGUGGAAGCCGCGGGAGGUCAGCAUCCUGGAUACCUUGGCCGACGUCAUUCCGCAGUACCUGGCUUGGGAGAAGGAGCAGAGUAGUAGUUGA
This is a messenger RNA of Anthostomella pinea, 1095 nucleotides long. NCBI's taxonomy places the organism in Eukaryota, Fungi, Ascomycota, Sordariomycetes, Xylariales, Xylariaceae. The record is from the annotation of a GenBank genome assembly.